AUGGUCCGCAACAUCGUCAUACUUUCGGGCAACUCCCACCCGGCCCUCACGGACGCCGUGUGCCACAUUCUCGGGGUCCCUCCUGGUAACCGGAUCUUGACCAAGUUCUCUGCGGGCGAAUCGCGCUGCGAAAUCCAGGAUUCGGUACGAGGCAAAGACGUCUUCAUUAUCCAGUCGGGAGGUGGAUCUGUGAACGACCACUUCAUGGAGCUCUGUAUCAUGAUAUCGGCAUGUAAGACUGGCUCGGCCAAGAGAGUCACGGCAAUACUGCCAUUGUUCCCCUACUCCCGGCAACCAGACCUACCAUACAAGAAGAGUGGAGCGCCGCUCUCCAAAGACUCGAAGUCCACCUUGAAUAGUGUUACCGCAACUCCGGCACCCGGCAUAGUCAAGACGCCUAGCUUCAACAAAGAAGUCGACUUAACGAAGGCGUUGAGCAAAUCAUCGCUUUCUGAUGGAAACGGAGCUGGUCCUUCUCGUCCUAACGCCAAUGGCGACUACUUCGUUACAAACGGCACAAAUGGAGACCACUCAGUAGCCCGGCCUGGAUUAUCCACAAUGCAUGCCCAGAGCUUUACCACACACGACUUGGAGGGCCCGGCUCUUGUCUCCACGUUCGAGGCCAAACCUGGAUAUAAGAGAUGGGUAGCACAGGCUGGGACACUAGUGGCAGAUCUGUUGACUUGCGCCGGCGCGGACCAUGUGGUUGCGAUGGACCUGCACGACCCUCAGUACCAAGGCUUCUUCGACAUACCGAUGGACAACCUGUAUGGCCGGCCGCUGUUGAAACGCUAUAUCCAGCAGAACAUCCCGGACUAUAAGGAUGCGGUGAUUGUGAGUCCGGAUGCUGGUGGUGCAAAGCGGGCCACUGCUAUCGCGGACAGUCUGGGCACGGAAUUUGCCCUCAUCCAUAAGGAACGACGACCUAUUCGAAUCACGGAUCGCCAAAGCUCAACCAUGAUGCUCGUAGGCAACGUUGCCAACCGUGUUUGUAUUCUGAUCGACGACCUUGCGGACACGGCGCAGACCAUCACGCGAGCGGCCAAGCUGUUGCGAAAAGAGCGCGCCACAAAGGUCUACGCUCUGCUAACUCAUGGCGUUUUCAAUGGGGACGCCAUCCAGCGCAUCAAUAAUUCGACGUUGGAUAAGAUUGUCGUGACCAAUUCGGUUCCUCAGGACGAAAACAGAAAGCUGUGUCCCAAGCUGGAGGUUCUGGACGUUGCACCUGUCUUCGCUGAGGCGAUCCGUCGCAUUCACCACGGUGAAUCGAUUAGCGUGCUGUUUCACUACGACUGA
Molecule: messenger RNA, 1296 nt
Organism: Anthostomella pinea
Lineage: Eukaryota; Fungi; Ascomycota; Sordariomycetes; Xylariales; Xylariaceae
Source: the annotation of a GenBank genome assembly